AUGAUUGCCAACCUGCCGCUUCUAUUUGCCAACGGCAAUCCGACAGCGCUGUCGAAGAUAUCAGCCAAGGAGUUGGAGAAUUUCAUAACAUUCAUGGUGACAUGUUCCUGGGGACACGAUACCGCGAAAGACAUCCUUCAACCGCCGUGGUGGCCUAAAGACGUACGGUUUUCGCACCCAUUCGUCAGGCCUGUCGAAAGACCCAGGGAUUGGGAAAUAAAGCUUAAAAAUUUAGUGAAGAAAUGUUACGAGUACCACAAGAGCGCUUUUCUGUUGGUGUUUUCAGCUCAGCUCGCCAGGUAUCCGCGUAACAGGCUGAGGUAUGUCGACAACAAAGACCACACCACAUCAUUGUAUUAUAGACCCAGCGGUAGACUAUUAGUAACAUUCAGAAACGAAAAUCUGUAUUAUGACAAAGUUAUCUCUAAGCAUAAAAAUAUAGAAGAAAUUCCACAGAAGCCUGCAGACAUAUAUCUCUGUGACAACUGUGACAGCCACUUUGAUGAUUUAGAUAUAUUUACUGCACAUGAGAGGCUAUGUAAUAAUAAUGACAACAUACCAGCAAAUGCUGAACCAUGUGGAGCUUUGCCAGAGUUUCUAUCUGCUUUAAAGUUAUUACCACUUGGCCAAAACUUCGAGGGAUCUUCGUCUGUAAAUAUUAAUAAUGAUGUAAGGCCUAGAAAUUUAAGAACUACUGCUACAGUGGACCGUGGGCCUCCAUAUCCUUUCUCCUCACUGGCCUACAUACGAAAUAUUAGAUCAACUGUACAGAGGGACACAACCUAUUGUAGAGACAGAAUUGAAAGGUUUUGUUGCACCACAAAUCCUGUUAGUAGCAGUAAACAGUAUAACUUUAAAGGCAAAAAUCAGCAGUUUCCUAUUAGGUAUAGAAGACCUAUAGAGUAUUGGCAAAGAAAACACAUAUUUCCCCACCAGAGAAAGAAACAUGUACUCGAUAUCAAAGCUCAGUUGCUGUUUUUGAAAUGUAGACCGAUCUCUGUUAAAGUAGAGAGGAUGUCAUUAGAAAGUAUAGAGCAAUAUAUUGAUAACCUCAGAAAGGAAACUGAGAAGAAACAAGAAAGCUUAGCAGAUAAGGAUAUAGUGUUUGUGGACGGACUUGAGUGUGAUCAACCUCCAGACAUUGAGAUGAAGUUGUUAGAUCCAUUGAAACGUGUUGAUAAUGACUGUGAAGUGAUAGACCUGUGUUCUGAUGAUGAGACUCCUAGUGUUAAUGAAAAUUGUGAUCCCCGUGCUGGAGUGACAUGUGUAAUGCGAGGAGGGGCAGUAUUGCGGCGCACGGCAGCUACACCACAGUCCCUCCCUGCAGAGCCCUGUGGUGCCAGACAGCGCCCACUUACUGCCGCUAUACUACAGCCGCACCCUGUAAUACUCAUAGCACAUACUUUGAACAAUUUACAGACCAUAUCCCUAGAUUGA
This is a messenger RNA of Arctia plantaginis, 1437 nucleotides long. The record is from the annotation of a GenBank genome assembly. NCBI's taxonomy places the organism in Eukaryota, Metazoa, Arthropoda, Insecta, Lepidoptera, Erebidae.